GCUAGGAGUACCUGUACCCCCAGGGUCUCCGUACUCACAACAUGUCCUCAAUCGCAAAGACACUCUUAAUCCCCGCCACAAUCUCCCUAACCCUCUACGUCCUCCUCUCCUACCUCAUCUUCCCCUUCUUCCAGCACUACCACCAACGCUACGCCCACUACCUCCCGCUACACACCAUCUCCGCGCACACCUCCUCCGUCCGUGACCGCAUCGGCGACACCCUCAUGCGCUGCGUCCUGCGCUCGUCGUCCUCGUUCCCAUGGCGGAGGAAUAGCGUGGCCGGGCCUCGCGGAGACCAUCACGAUAAUGUCAGCAUUGAUGAUGAGGAGGGGGAGAUUAUGGUUGGGAUGCAUAUGGAUCCAGCGAGAAGGAGGGAGUUGGAGAGGAGGUGGAACAGUAGGCCGGAGUCGGAGGCAAGGUUAAGUCGGGAUUUAGAGGAGGGAUUUAUGGAUGAUAGUGAUGAGGAGGAUAGAGGGCGUCGUUGAUUUUGUUUUAUGGGCUGAAAUUACUGUAUAAUAGAGCUAUGGCGUUUGGCAUUUUAUCCCUGCAUCACUUAUGCAUAUUCGGAAGUUUGUACAUUGACAAGCUACGGAGGUUUUUUGACGGUGGCAAGCUGCAUGCCGCGCUACUGCAUAUAAUAAACUAUAAAGUGAAGUGUAAAAGUAAAUAUAUUCAGGUAU
Messenger RNA from Aspergillus ruber CBS 135680, 680 nucleotides. RefSeq lists its product as uncharacterized. Bases 42 to 485 code for a protein of 147 amino acids. The transcript is spliced from 2 exons. The record is from RefSeq and is a predicted model, not a curated record. Lineage: Eukaryota; Fungi; Ascomycota; Eurotiomycetes; Eurotiales; Aspergillaceae.